Molecule: messenger RNA, 4236 nt
Organism: Terrapene triunguis (Three-toed box turtle)
Lineage: Eukaryota; Metazoa; Chordata; Testudines; Emydidae
Gene: HEG1
Product: heart development protein with EGF like domains 1
Exons: 16
Coding region: 38-3664 (1208 amino acids)
Biological process (GO): heart development
Molecular function (GO): calcium ion binding
Source: RefSeq, a predicted model, not a curated record
CCCAAGUUAUUCGUCUUCCCCAAAUGAUCUUGCAGCCAUGGAAAGUAGCCCCCAACCAAUUAGCAUCUCAGCUACAGAGAAAAGGACUUCUGAUUUGCAUACCACCAGUAGUUACAUUUCAACAACAUUCACCAGCGGUGGAGAGAAGACGUUCAGAUCCCUAACAAACAGCAGCACAUCACCUGAUGCAGCAGAAAGCUCUACUUCUAACUUAGAAAAUACCGAGUCUUCAGAUUUACCCCAGCCCUCAUCUCCUGUAGCAGAGAGUGGAGGAAGUAAUAUCUCAUCAAGUGACUUCACUGAGCCUUCGACGGAGCCUUUGCUUACGCAUUCUCCCAAGAUCCCAACUCCUUCGUCUUCAUCAAAUGAUCUCGCUGGAGUUGGAAGUAGCCAUCAAUCGGUUACAAUUUCAGAUAGAGAAAAAAAGAUUUCCAGUUCUCCUACUCAUAGUACGUACGUGUCAACAACAUUCGCCAGAGGUGGGGAGAGGACAUCCCAAUCUCAAACUCACAGCAGCACAUCGACUGCGGCAACAGAAAUCUCCACUCAUAAUAUAGACGCGGCCGAGGCUUCAGAUUCAACCCAGUUCUUAUCUUCUGUAUCACAGGCUGGAGGUUUCAAUAUCUCAUCAAGUGAUGCCGAUUUCACGGAGCCUUCCACCAAGCCUUUGCUUACCGAUUCUUCCAAGAGCUCAACGUUGUCUUUACCCAAUGAUACAACCUCCGUUGGAAGUAACCAUCAGUCUCUUAGCAGCUCAAAAACCGAAAAAAGGAUUUCCAGUCCUUAUACUGACAGUAUGUACAGUUCAGCUACGUUAACAGGAGGUGGAGAAAGGACGUCACAAUCUCUGACAAAUAGCACAUCUACCCAUACAACAGAAAGCUCCACUUCGUAUACAGAAAUUGCCAAUUCCUCAGAAUUAAUUCAGUCACCUUCAAUGGCAGAGACUAGAGGGACGAGUAUGUCAGCAAAUGAUAUGGGUUUCACUGGGUCUUCAACUGAGACUUUCUUUAUACGUUCUUCCAAGAUACCAACUGACUCUUCUUUCCAAAAUGAUCCUUCAAGCAUUGCAAGUAGCCAUCAACCAGUUAGCAGCAUCGACACUGAGAAAAGGACCUCUGUUUCUCGCACUGACAGCAUGUACAUUCAAACCACAUUUAGUAGAGGCGGAGACAGGACGUUACUGUCUAUAUCAAAUAACAGCACCUCUGCCGAAUCAUCAGAAAGUUCCACUUUUUAUGCAGAAAUUUCCAACUCUUCAGAUUUAGCACAAUCCUCAUCUUUUAUGGCUCAGAGCAGAGGAAGUAACGUAUCAUCAACUGACGGGGAUUUAAUUGCUCCAUCUACGGAGCCUUUGCUUGUACAUUCUUCCAAAAUGCCAACUUACUCCUCUACAGUCAAUCUACAAAAUGCAACUCUGUUUUUCACUGGCACUGAAUCGUCGCCAACUGGCAGCUCAUCAUUAUCUUCAUCAGUAUUUCCAUCCUCUUCCUCGGUGUCAUCGUUACAUCACUUGCUUUCAUCCACGCCAUCGCCGCCUCAUUCAUUUGCAUCAUCAGAGUCAUCUCCACCAUCCUCUUCAUCAGUGAUAGCAUCAUCGUCACUCCCACCACCAUCUUUGUCGUCAUCUUUAUCCACCUCCUCGUCAGUUGCAUCAUUUCCUUUAUUACCAUCCUUAUUACCUUCAUUUUCUUCAGCAUCUUCACCAUCACACGCUGGUGACAGUUUUCAAACCAGCAGGGCCAUGGUUACAUCAGGAAGGACAGACAGCAUGGAGCCAUCGACUGCUGUGUUCUCUGUCAGUACACCCAGACAGUACAGCAAUCACAGCGGACCACACCAGUUGAAAGAGAGCACUAGUUUUAAAACCACAGGACCACUUCCUCUUCAGACUGAACCUAUGGAACAGCUCAGCAGUCGCUCUUCAUCCACAUCAGCUUCCACACUUGUAACAGCGAGCUCCGCAGGAGGAACUUUCACUUCCAGUGGGGACCAUUUUGAAAAGACAACUUUGCUUCUGACAACAGCUGCUCCAAGUCUGAGCAAGGAGACCCAACACACUGAGAUGGCAAAAGCAUCGACCAGUAUCUUGCCAAAUAUGACAAGUCAAAGGGAUGUGUUCCCUGCAGCGGAAUUAACAACAGGGAAAACAGUUACACUGUCAACAGACAUGACUUUUGGGCCACAGCGUUCUGUGCCAACUACAGAUCAUUCUCUUACUACGAAAACUCGCAGAGUUCAAACUGCUGCUACCACGACACUGGCCUACGUAACUGGAGUAACUACAAAAUCAAUGGAAACUAGCACUGCAACUAGCAUUAAAAUCACUGAAGAAAAUAUCCCAGCUACACAUCCUUCCAAAACAUCUUCCCCAAGCAAAACCACUGCAGGGUUUUCCACCACUUCGGCAGCAGCUACCAAACCAACUACUGUUGCUCUGUUCAGUCGCACAAGGGCAUUAGUAACUACUUCUCAUACAACAGUCAAUGUCUGCACCACAAACCCUUGUCUGCAUGAUGGAAAAUGCGUUAUUAAUGGUGUUAUGGGCAAAUAUCAGUGCAAGUGUUCACCAGCCUGGCAAGGAGAAGACUGCAGUGAAGAUGUGGAUGAAUGUCUUUCUAAUCCAUGCCCAGAUUUGGCCACAUGUAAUAAUACUCAGGGCUCCUAUGUCUGCAAAUGUCCUCUUGGAUACCGGCUAGAAAAAGGAAAAUGCAAUUUAGUAAGAACAUUUGUUGAUCAAGUUGCACUGAAACUGAACACUACUCAUGGGAAGUAUUCUGAACUCCCUCGAAUUGAAGAUGAAAUAAUAACAAUGCUGAACAUGUCUCUUUCAACGUUACCUGGCUAUUACAGCUCAAUGGUUAAAGCUGCAAGGGAGUCCAAUUCUGUCCGAGUUUCAGUCCAAACCACCUUUUCUUUAGCAUCUAACGUGACACUCUUUGACAUUGGUAGAAGUGUACAAAGCUACAUUAGAGCUUGCAAAACUCCUGCUGAAACCUGCCAGUUCAUCUCCAACCUUACGCUGCUCCACAGAGUUGGCGGUUUGUGUAAACAGAAGGACCCUGAAUGCGACAGAGAAACUUCGGAAUGCACCGACAAGGAUGGCAUUGCAGUCUGUCAGUGCAAGAGUGGAUACUUUAAAUACAAGAAGAUAGAUCAUUCCUGCAGAGCUUGCGAAGAUGGAUAUAGGCUUGAAAAUGAGACCUGUGUGAGGUGCCCAUUCGGCUUGGGGGGAUUGAACUGUAGAAACCCGUAUCAGCUAAUCACCGUGGUGAUUGCAGCUGCAGGAGGGGGACUUCUGCUUAUCCUGGGGAUAGCACUGAUCAUCACUUGCUGCCGGAAGAACAAAAAUGACAUAAGUAAACUCAUCUUCAAGAGUGGGGAUUUCCAAAUGUCGCCAUAUGCCGAGUACCCCAAGAAUCCUCGAGCACAGGAGUGGGGCAGAGAGACCAUAGAAAUGCAAGAAAACGGAAGCACGAAAAACCUGCUACAGAUGACGGAUGUCUAUUAUUCGCCGACUGGUCUAAGAAACGCUGAACUGGAAAGAAAUGGACUUUAUCCUCCCUACACUGGUUUACCUGGAUCCAGACAUUCAUGCAUCUACCCUGGACAAUAUAACCUAUCCUUUAUUAGUGAUGAAACCAGAAGAAGAGACUAUUUUUAACAUAAUUGUGUGGGAGUGGAAGAUCAACAUAGAUAUGUGUCCUUGUUUACCAGGUACACUCUGUCACAUGACAGUUCAGCUGAUACCAGUCUUAAUCUUUACAUACAGGAAGGACUUUGAACUCAAAAGAACACAGAGCACUGCUGCCUUGAAAACCCAUUUGUAGUUGUUGAGUAGCGAAGAUGGAGGGGAAGAAUGAGCCAAUAUGCAGAUCUGUAAAAGACCCAGGUGGAAGUUUAUGGAAGUUAACUUGUGCACUCCAUUUUUAUCUUCGCCAUUGACGUCACGUAACAUGAAUUUGUUAAUAGAUCAGUACAGACAGUAAUUGUUGCCUGCACUCUAAAAUGAAUACCACUAGGGAGUGUUUUGUUUACAGAUAUUGUAAAAUUACAGAUACUGGUCUGACUACUAUGUGUUUCCUCUUGGCCAACUUGUAUGCAAAGAUGCACUGUGUGCUCUUUUUGGGUAGGAAGUGUAUGUUCAUUUCAGACCCUUCUCUGCCUUUCCAUGUUAUGAUCUGCUUCCUAUGCAACAAGGGAGCUGGAUUGCCCACUAAAUAUUAUUUUUCUUUA